Molecule: messenger RNA, 1087 nt
Organism: Plectropomus leopardus (leopard coralgrouper)
Lineage: Eukaryota; Metazoa; Chordata; Actinopteri; Perciformes; Serranidae
Source: RefSeq, a predicted model, not a curated record
UCCCAUCUCCUGGAGGCCGUCCUCCAGGACCCUUCCAGUGCCCCUUGAGGACUCUAACUUGCCCUCUGUCUGUCAUAUUUCCUGGAGGUCGCCCCCUGCCAUCCCCCUCCAGUCAGCUCCUGUGCCAAAGUCACGCCUCCAGCACCCCAGCAAUCCUUCCCAUCAUGGGGGCUCCCCUGGUAACCCGUUUGACAACUGUACCCCAGCCAAUGACAGGCAGUAUGUCUCUGACCGCUCGUCCAUCGAGACGCUCUCCAGCGCCAACGCAGCCGGCCGCAUCCAGAGAGAGCACAUGAGGGAGGAGCUCAGCCCGCAGGAGGAGGUGGACAACACUAUGGCCCUGCAGUCAGCUUGCUGUACAGUUCUGACUGAGCUAAGUCUGGAUGACACAUCUGCUCACCACAUUGUGCAGGAAAAUGGGGUCUAUAUAAUUGCAAAGUUGAUUUUACCGCAAAACUCUGGAUUAAAGGUCUCAUCUUUACAGUGCUAUGCAUUUCGGACCCUCCGGUUUCUCUUCAGCGUGGAGAGAAACAGACAUCUGUUCAAGAGACUCUUUCCCACAGACCUCUUUGAGUUGUUUAUUGAUGUUGGACAUUAUGUUCGGGACCUCGCGGCCUACGAAGGACUGCAAACCAACGUUUCCCUCUACACUGAAGAGGAGCUGGACAGUCUGAGAGACAGCAUCGAGACUGUGGACCAGAACCGGCCUCCACUUAAAGUGAUCAAUGGUUUCUCCAUACUGGACCAUCUGGGCACCGGCGCCUUUGGAAGCGUCUUUAAGGUCCGAAAGCAGAGCGGCCAGAACCUCCUGGCUCUGAAGGAAGUGAACCUCCACAACCCGGCGUUUGGCAAAGACAAGAAGUCCAGAGACAGUAACGUGGAGAAAAUCAUCUCCGAACUCACGAUCAUCAAAGAACAGAUGACACACCCAAACAUUGUUAAAUACUACAAGACAUUUUUGGAAGGCGACAAGCUGUACAUCGUGAUGGAGCUGAUUGAAGGUGUGCCGCUGGCCGAACAUUUUAACUCUCUAAAGGAGAAACUGCAGAAAUUCACAGAAGACAGAAUUUGGAAUAUAUUCAUACAG